Messenger RNA from Thermothielavioides terrestris NRRL 8126, 3255 nucleotides. RefSeq lists its product as uncharacterized. The transcript is spliced from 3 exons. Gene Ontology annotation, molecular function: RNA binding; translation initiation factor activity; translation initiation factor binding. Gene Ontology annotation, biological process: translational initiation. Lineage: Eukaryota; Fungi; Ascomycota; Sordariomycetes; Sordariales; Chaetomiaceae. The record is from RefSeq and is a predicted model, not a curated record. Gene Ontology annotation, cellular component: eukaryotic translation initiation factor 3 complex. The coding region runs from base 277 to 2871 and encodes 864 amino acids.
GCCUGGAGUGGCGGCUUCUUUGAUACUCACCAGCUGGCGUCACUGCGGUGGCAAGGGUCGACGGGUGGAUGGAUUGCCGCUUUCCCACUCGCCGCAAGUCGCUAAGCCCCGAAUCGCCCCACCAAAAAUCACCUUUCAGCGAAAAUUUAUUAUUGAACCCCUCCAUUCAGUUUUGCUCUGCAAUCGCUGGCAAAGCACGACGCCGCUUCUGAAUCGCCGAAUCCCGCGAACAGCUCUCGACUCGGAUUUGCGCCUGAUUAGGUUCUGACAUUCACCAUGUCUCGGUUCUUCCGCGGCGGCGACGACAGCUCGACCGAGAGCAGCUCGGACGAGGAGGAACUGUACUCGACCUCCGAGGAGGAAGAGGAGGAGGAGCAGGAGGAGCAGGAGUCUUCCGAGGAGGAAGAGGAGGAGGAGGAGGAAUCCAGCGAUGAUGAAGCCGGAGCGCAGAAAAAGGGCUUGUCCCGGUUCCUGGUCGAUCAGGCAUCAUCCGAAAGUGAGGAGAGCGAUGUCGAGGGCACGACCAAGGUCAAGAGUGCCAAGGACAAGCGCUUUGAAGAGCUCGAGGCCACCAUCACUGCCAUCCAGAAUGGCCAGAAGAUCAACGACUGGGGGUCGAUCGCGAAUGAAUUCGACAAGCUCAACCGCCAGGUCGUGAAGCUUCAAGAUGGCGGCAAGGCUCCGAAGUCGUACAUCAAGUGCAUCACUGAAUUGGAAGACUUUCUGAAUGAGACUCUGGCCAAGCAGAAGGUCACACCGAAGAAGAUGAAUGCCACAAACGCCCGCGGCCUCAAUGCCGUCAAGCAACGCAUCAAAAAGAACAACAAAGACUAUCAGUCCCAGAUCGAUGCGUUCAGACAAGACCGCGAUGCCUUCAUGGAGUCGGACGAGGAGGAAGCCCCGCUGCCGAAACCCACCAAGGUCAAGUUCCAGGACAGUCUUGCUCCCGAAGAAGCGGCGGACGAAGAGGAGAAGGGAUUUGCCAGAGUUGACAAGCGCGGCAAAGCCAUUCCGUUUUCUCCCGAGAGCAUUCAGAAGCACCUCCGUGCCAUCCUCGAAUCCAGAGGCCGGAAGAACACCGACCGUUUGGAGCAGAUCAGGAUCAUGGAAGAGCUCAACAAGGUUGCCGAGACUCCUUACCUCAAAAUCCGCGUGCUUCAGACUCUGGUUUCGGCUCGGUUUGAUCUCGGCUCCGGCACAACUACCUCAAUGCCUCUGGAGCACUGGAAGGCUGCGGAGAAGGAACUCAGGGCUCUCCUCGCGCUCCUCGAGACACACAAGGACCACGUUGUGAUUGAGAACGCGGAGGAGUGGGACGAUGAUGAGAAAACCCCUGUUCUAGGGCCUGAUGACAAGUACAUCAAGGUUCCUGGCAGUGUUGUGUCCUACAUCGAACGCCUGGACGACGAACUCACCCGCUCGUUGCAGAGCAUCGACCCCCACACCUCGGAGUACAUCGAGAGACUGACGGACGAGGCGUCCCUGUACAACAUUAUCCUGCAAGGUCUUCUUUACUACGAGACCAUCCAGAAGGAUGCUUCGCUCGAAGUUCCGCAAGAGAGCUUGAACCGGAUUAUCCAGCGUCGGCUGGAUCACGUCUACUUCAAGCCCGCCCAGGUGGUGAAGAUUCUGGAGGAAAACUCGUGGAAACAAGUCUCAAGCAGCAUCGAUUCCACGAUCACACCCCGGAGCCUGGCCGGCGAUGCGGCGAAGCUCGUCCACACUCUCUGCAGCUAUCUCUUCGAGAACAGCGAGGGCAUCAUCCGCGCUCGUGCAAUGCUCUGCCAGAUCUACUUCUUGGCGUUGCAUGACGAGUAUUACAAGGCCCGCGACAUGAUGCUCACCUCGCACUUGCAGGAGAACAUCGCCAACUUCGACAUCGCCACCCAGAUUCUCUACAACCGCACGCUUGUCCAGGUCGGCCUCUGCGCCUUCCGGAGGGGCCUGGUGUAUGAUGCUCAACAUACGCUGCAAGAUAUCUGUGGCAGCGGGCGCCAAAAGGAGCUCCUCGCUCAAGGUGUGAUGAUCCAGCGGUACAGCCAAGUCACACCGGAGCAGGAGCGACUUGAGAAGCAACGGCAGCUCCCCUUCCACAUGCACAUCAACCUGGAGCUCCUCGAGUGCGUCUAUCUGACGUGCAGCAUGCUCCUCGAGAUCCCGCUUCUGGCCCAAACUGGCUCUUCGCCGGACAUCAAGAAGCGCGUCAUCAGCAAGACGUACCGUCGCAUGCUUGAGUAUCACGAGCGGCAAAUCUUCACGGGCCCGCCGGAGAACACUCGAGACCACGUCAUGCAGGCAUCCAAGGCUCUUGCGGCUGGUGAAUGGAAGAAGGCUAUUCAGUUCAUCCACAGCAUCAAGAUUUGGGAUCUCAUGCCGAGUGCGGACGAGAUCAAGGCGAUGCUCGCCAAGCAGAUCCAGGAGGAGGGUCUUCGGACAUACCUUUUCACGUAUGCUCCUUUCUAUGACACCUUGGCCAUCGAGACUUUGAGCAGCAUGUUCGAGCUCGACCCAGCCAAGGUGGCUGCCGUGGUUAGCAAAAUGAUCAACCACGAGGAGCUCGCCGCCGCUCUUGAUCAGGUCACCGAGACUGUCAUCUUCCGCAAGGGUGUGGAGCUCAGCCGUCUCCAGAGUUUGGCGCUGGCCCUCUCGGACAAGGCCAGCGCGCUCAUCGAGACAAACGAGCGCACUCUCGAGGUUAAGACGCAAGGGUCAGCAAACGCUUUCAGCAGGAAGGAUGGAAGGCAGGGCGGUCAGAGGGGCGCUGGCCAACGGACUGGCAGGGGCGGCGCAAGGACUGGCGGUAACACUCAGCGGCAGGCCGGUGGCACGCAGUUCACGGGUGGUGCUCUGGGUGCUGCGGUUCGUGCUUAGGCUUGGGGCGAUGGGGUUACAUGACUCUCGUUUGAUUUGGCAUUGGGGCUGGGCAUGUUACGUCCCAAAAUUGGUCCUCGUUGUGCUGAUGCUUUGCGCCACAGUAGACCAGGAAAGGCAGAGAAGAAUGACAUUUCAUUUUCCCUUCCCUUUUCUUUUCGUUUGGGGUCCCCAUUCGUCUGGUGGGCUGCUCUGUGUGGGGCUCCGAACACAUGGGGAGAUACAGCUGACAAGGUACGGCGAGAUGGUGACUUGCCAACUUGAGCGUAUCGAACAGCCACUGGCCGCAGCAAAAGUCCAUUUGGUUCCUCACUGUAGCCGUCCUCGAGCACUUGGCUACCUAUCCUCUAACAACUGGUGGGCUGCAAGUGCUCGUUCUCUCCC